Dibothriocephalus latus is the source of this 516-nucleotide messenger RNA. The record is from the annotation of a GenBank genome assembly. Lineage: Eukaryota; Metazoa; Platyhelminthes; Cestoda; Diphyllobothriidea; Diphyllobothriidae.
GCUGACGUCUUCAGGGUUCGCGGGGAAAUAGACGCUCUCAAGAGGCUGUCUCAUCCAAAUAUCUAUUCCCUCUACCAGGUGGUCGAAACUGACACUUCCUUUUACCUCAUUGUCGAAUACCUACCCGGUGGUGAACUGUUCGAUUAUAUUCUCCAAAAGGGCAGUCUCGGCGAGCCCGAGGCACGUUCCAUCUUUCGCGAGCUUGUCUCAGCCAUAGGAUACGCUCACCAAAAGGGCGUAGCCCAUCGCGACUUGAAGCCGCUCGCUGAGUUGAUUUGCUGGCGGUUCAAUGAAGUCUUCAAGGUGUCAUUUUGGCGUCGGAUUUGGUCUCCGACCGUCUACGGCCUUGAUCACUGCGAACAAUUAUUUGAUUCGUGGUCCGCAUAUCCUUGGAUCUACUCGAUGCGUCGUUUUCGUCAAACCAGUCCCGAUGUUGACGAUGUACGCAUCCGAGGACAUCUCGGGCGGUCGAGUGAACCGCGUCCCGCAGUUGGCAUUGGUGAGUUUCCACGGUAA